CCAUUAAUUUAUACUUUCUGGAGCAACAUGUUUCCUUCACAACCCAAAAACGAUCUGUUCUAUCUCCAACCAAAUCACAACCCGAUUCCGGAAGAUCUGAUCAUUCAUGAUGAUCAAGAUCUUCAUGGCCUUUGUUUUACCAACCAAAACGACAAGAACAAGGGCUCAGACGAAUCUAGACUCGUAUCUUUUAGCGGAGGCAACAAAAGCCGUGAAGAUUGCGAUCCCAAGAAGGCGAUGCAUCGAGACAUCGAACGGCGGAGGCGGAAAGAACUGAACACCCUUUACGCGUCUCUCAGAUCAUUACUCCCUCUCGAAUAUAUUAAGGGGAAGCGGGCGACAUCGGAUCAUAUAACUGGGGCUGUCAAUUACAUAAACCAUCUAGAAAGGAAGAUCAAUGAGAUGGAAAGAAGAAAAGAUGAAUUCAAGAGGGGUAAAUCUGUUCAUUUGGGUUCUCCUGGACCAGAAAGUUGGAGCUCAGGCGCCGAUUGUUCAGCGAGAGCUUUGAGUGUAAGGCCUUGUCUGGAUGGAGUGGAAAUAGUCAUCCUAGGUGCUAGCUCCAGAGACCAAGACCAUAAUUUUCCAUUAUCAAAGGUGUUUCAACUACUGCUGGAAGAAGGAAUUAGUGUAGCAAGUAGUGUUUCCACUAGAACUAGUGAAAUGAUAUUCAUCCACACCAUCCAGUCCGAGGUAUACUGUGAUAACUCUCAUGGAAAAAUUGUUGUAGAAAUAGGGUUCUAUGUGUUACCUUAGUUUUCGUGAAAAUAAUCUAAGUACAAAGAAUUUAUAGCCUUA
Messenger RNA from Syzygium oleosum, 795 nucleotides. RefSeq names its product transcription factor bHLH118-like. Gene Ontology annotation, molecular function: DNA-binding transcription factor activity, RNA polymerase II-specific; protein dimerization activity; RNA polymerase II transcription regulatory region sequence-specific DNA binding. NCBI's taxonomy places the organism in Eukaryota, Viridiplantae, Streptophyta, Magnoliopsida, Myrtales, Myrtaceae. The record is from RefSeq and is a predicted model, not a curated record. The coding region runs from base 28 to 753 and encodes 241 amino acids. Gene Ontology annotation, biological process: regulation of transcription by RNA polymerase II. The transcript is spliced from 2 exons. Gene Ontology annotation, cellular component: RNA polymerase II transcription regulator complex.